Messenger RNA from Dentiscutata erythropus, 1249 nucleotides. NCBI's taxonomy places the organism in Eukaryota, Fungi, Glomeromycota, Glomeromycetes, Diversisporales, Gigasporaceae. The record is from the annotation of a GenBank genome assembly.
AUGAGCAAUUCUCGUAGUAAGAAACGCCGCGUAACGCCCGUAGAAGAAACUAAUGCCUCACCUACGCCUUCGAGUUCUUCUUCUCAAACUUCCUCCGUUCCCAAUGUUACUACGCGAGCAGCUGCGCGAGCAGCUGCUACGCGAACCACUAUUAACAAUGACAGUUCAACUUCUAAUGAUAAAGGGAAAAAGAGAGCCGAAGAAGUUAUCAACACUGGUAGUUCAACUUCUAAUGAUAAAGGAAAAAGGAAAGCCGAAGAAGUUAUCAACAAUGGUAGUUCAACUUCGAAUGAUAAAGGAAAAAGGAAAGCCGAAGAAGUUAUCAACAAUGGUAGUUCAAGUUCUAAUGAUAAAGGGAAAAGGAAAGCCGAAGAAAUUAUCAACACCGGUAGUUCAACUUCUAAUAAUAAAGGGAAAGGAAGAGCCGAAGAAGUUAUCAACACGGGUAGUUCACCUUCUAAUAAUAAAGGGAAAGGAAGAGCCGAAGAAGUUAUCAACACUGGUAGUUCAACUUCUAAUGAUAAAGGGAAAGGGAGAGCCGAAGAAGUUAUCAACAAUGAUAGUUCAACUUCUAAUAGCAAUGGGAAUGAACCUGAUAACGGUGAAAGUUCAACUUCUAAUAAAAAGGAAAGACGAAAGGCACGUUGUCGUACCGUCUGUUCUAAAAGAACCAAAGAUCGUAUUAACCGUGCCACUUCACAGCGUAUGUACUUGAUCGAAAGAAAAGAUGUCGAUCAGACAAAGAAGCAAUUUACAGUUAUGGGAUCAACUGGCAACAUGUUUGUGUAUCUUAAAGUCUUACGCGUUCCCUCAACUAGCAAACUUAUUUUUCAAAGAGCACUCUUAAGUAAAGAAAUUAGAUCGAUAUUCUCCAAAUCGCCUGAUCUCGCAACUCUGGCAAACUAUAGAGUUCGUUCAUUUUAUAAUUCGAUUGCUAAAGUAACUGAUAACGUAAAACGUCGUCCUAUUGAUGGAGAUUGCCCAAUAUGUUAUGAACCUUUGAAACCAGAGGAAGUGGAUACGAUCGUCUGGUGUCGAGGUGGUUGUGGAAAUAAUAUUCAUAAAGACUGUUUUACUCAAUGGAAGAAUACGAGAAAUAUUGGAAUUGGAUACGGAAGAGUUACUUGCGUUUUCUGUCGUAAGGACUGGAAAGAAAAUUUAUCUGAAAGAUUCACGAAAGACGGAUUCCUUAAUCUUGGAUCACUUCAAAAUGGCGUAAGCAGGAUUACUGAAGCACUUCGUCUCCUUA